GAAGUAUAAUGAAUGCAAGAGUUCUGAGAACCAAUCAAUUUCUUGAAUAUGGAAAUUCUGCAACGUUCAUUAUAUAUGUAUCUAUGUAAAUCUUGAACAAAUCUUUGGCUGUUGAAAUGUCCAGAAGACAAUUAUUUUCAGUUUAGGGAGAAAGUGACAUACCAACUACACAUGGUGGCCAUGAUUUUCUCUGCAAUCUGAAACUAUAAGCAAACUUUGCCUUUAACAAUUUUACACUUGGUUGGCAUACCUGUCACUGUACCCUUUUGCUUUUUUUUAUAUUUUCUUUGCUUUUUCUUCCCUCCUUUUUCAAAUCAAAACCAAAUUUUAUUCUUCCAAGAAUUUUCCCAGGAAAAACUUUCCUGUGAAAAGUCUUAUUAUUGAUAGUCCUCCUUUGUCGUGUCACCAUAGCAUUUAAUGCUGUGUGCAGUUUCCCGUGGGUUUUCCUUUACUCAUAUUUAAUUCGAUUUAAUGAGGAGGUGAUCUUGUGGUUAAGGUUAGUAGUACUGGUGUUUUGACAUGGAAAUGGAGAUCAAGCACGAUGAAACGGUGUCGAAGAUGGAGGAUUAUGAAGUGAUAGAGCAGAUUGGGAGAGGAGCUUUCGGUGCUACUUUUUUAGUUCAGUAUAAAUCUGAGAAAAAGAAGUAUGUGUUGAAGAAGAUCCGUUUAGCAAAACAAACAGCUAAGUUCAAGCGUACUGCUCUUCAAGAGAUGGAUUUGAUAGCAAAGCUGAAGAACCCAUAUAUAGUAGAGUACAAAGAUUCAUGGGUGGAAAAGGAAUCCUCUGUGUGCAUUGUGACAAAUUACUGCGAGGGAGGAGACAUGGCUGCCAUGAUAAAAAAUUCUAAAGGGAAAGUUCCUUCAGAAGAGAAGCUCUGCAAAUGGCUGACUCAGCUGCUGCUGGCUGUGGACUAUCUUCACUCGAAUCGUGUCAUUCACCGGGAUAUAAAAUGCUCCAACAUAUUUCUUACAAAAGAAAAUGACAUAAGGCUAGGUGACUUUGGACUUGCAAAAUUGCUCGGCAAAGAUGAACUCACUUCCUCGGUUGUGGGCACUCCAAACUAUAUGUGUCCAGAGCUACUUGCUGAUAUACCCUAUGGCUACAAAUCCGAUAUUUGGUCCUUAGGUUGCUGCAUAUUUGAAAUUGCUGCACAUCAACCUGCAUUCAGAGCUCUUGAUAUGGCUGGACUUAUUAGCAAAAUAAACAGGUCCUUCAUUUCUCCACUGCCAACUGCAUAUUCGUCGUCAUUGAAAAGAUUGAUUAAGAGCAUGCUGAGAAAGAACCCGGAACACAGGCCAACAGCCGCGGAGCUGUUGAGGCAUCCCCAUUUGGAGCCAUAUGUUGCUCAAUGCCACAAGUUAUCGCCUGUGUUUCUCCCGAUAAAGUCUGAGCUCAGCUGCAGGGAUAAACCAAAAGGAACCGGAUUAGCUAGCAAAUUUGGCACUGGAAAAGAAACAAAAGGCACAAAGGCGACGCCACCAAGGGAGUUCUUGUUUGUUUGGGAAGAAAAUUGUCAUGCAAAUGCUUCAAAUUUUGAAACCAAGUUGGAGAGUAUGCAAAAAGAACUGCCAGUUGUUAAAGAAGUUGACACAGAAGGUGUGCAUACUGAUCAUAGAAAGGCAUCGGAAUUGAGAAGAAAUAACAAAGAUGAACACAAUGCACCGCGUUUAGAAAGAACUUUAUCAGCGCGCAAAACACUGCAAUGUGGAAAUAGUGAUGGAGCAAAAGAAAAUGGUCUUGGCCUUUUGAAACAAGCAAGAAAAAGCGAUAUUCGUGAACUGAUUGGGGACUCUAGUGACUCGCUGAUGAGUACAAUAACGUUUCUGCAGAGCGAGGAGAUGAGGCUAAAGCAGGAUCCUCGGAGCCAUCAAAGAGCAGAAGCCCUGGAAUCACUGCUAGAGAUUUGUGCAAAUCUUCUUCGACAGGAAAGGCUGGAGGAUCUUGCCGGUGUUUUAAGGCCAUUUGGCGAAGAAACUGUGUCUUCGAGAGAGACUGCAAUCUGGUUGACAAAGAGCCUAAUGAAUGCUCAGAAAAAUGGUACUGGUGGAACUUAAUUAGCAACUUUGAAAGUGAAACUAAUAAUCCAUACUAAUUAGUCAUGUAGCAGUCAUCUCAGAGUGUCUUCAAUGGCUGCUGAUGAGAUUGAUGCUAACAUGUAAAUUAAAGCCAAAGUGUUGUAAAGUCUUCACAUAUAUCCCAGUUUUUUAUAAUAUAAUGUUUCGAUUCACAAACGAAACGCUCGA
This is a messenger RNA of Pistacia vera, 2244 nucleotides long. Its product is annotated as serine/threonine-protein kinase Nek6-like. The coding region runs from base 520 to 2055 and encodes 511 amino acids. The record is from RefSeq and is a predicted model, not a curated record. Gene Ontology annotation, biological process: protein phosphorylation. The transcript has 12 exons. Gene Ontology annotation, molecular function: ATP binding; protein kinase activity. Lineage: Eukaryota; Viridiplantae; Streptophyta; Magnoliopsida; Sapindales; Anacardiaceae.